Molecule: messenger RNA, 621 nt
Organism: Paraglomus occultum
Lineage: Eukaryota; Fungi; Glomeromycota; Glomeromycetes; Paraglomerales; Paraglomeraceae
Source: the annotation of a GenBank genome assembly
AUGCCCGUAGAGAUAGUAACUCCUGGUCAACGCCUCGGACACGCACAGGACUAUGCUGCGGGUCCAGGUACUUAUGUUAGAGGAGACUUCUUAUACGCCAGUGUUGUUGGCGUUAAAAGAGUCUUGGUCGAAACUGACAAAAAGACCCGAUAUUUGACAGUGUCAAAGGAAAAGGUGCAAUCAGCUGUUCCUACCGUCGGAAACAUAGUAAGAGGCUUUGAUUUAAAAUGUAUGUUUAUAGACCCUCAGCAUAUCAACGUAAUCAACAUUCCAGGUCUACUGUUUUAUCAGAUAACCGGUAAAGUUAUACGAAUAAACCAACGCGAGGCUGUCGUCUCCAUAAUGGUUAUCGGCAAUGCUCCUUGCGGGGAAGAUUUUCAGGGGAUAAUACGCAAACAGGAUGUUAGACAAUUUGAUAGAGAUAAAGUCAAGAUAAGCGAUUCAUUCCGACCAGGAGAUAUCGUUAGGGCAAAAGUUAUCUCAUUGGGAGAUGCACGAUCUUACUACUUGUCAACUGCAGACAAUGACUUUGGUGGAUGUGCCAUGUACCCUAUUUCAUGGGAAGAAAUGCAAUGUCCCAAGAUGAAAGAAAUAGAACGACGCAAAUGUGCUAAACCCUAA